AUGCCUGUGCACGGCAGGCAGCACUUCGCAUCGAUGGUCGAGUCAACUGCCAAACCGUCAAACUCAUAUGCAGCAUCCGAGGAAAAUGGAUGUUUGGGCAGGCAUACUAGGAAACCACCUAAUAGGGCCUUUACCUUACCGGAAAAUCUGGAAGGAAAUAUGUAUCUGAAUCUACCCGAUGAUUGCGGAAUGUCGACCGAAGCACGUCAUCCUGUGAUAGUCUAUAUUCAUGGGGAGUCCUUUGAAUGGAAUUCAGGGAAUCCUUAUGAUGGGAGCGUUCUAGCUUCCUACGCCGACUUAGUUGUAGUCACACUUAACUAUAGAUUAGGAAUCUUAGGUUUUUUAAAUGCAAACCCAGCCCCUCACUUGAAGGCUCGCGUGGCCAAUUAUGGCCUAAUGGACCAAAUAGCAGCACUUCACUGGAUACAGCAAAACAUAGCAUUAUUUGGAGGGGACCCAGAGAAUGUAACUCUAGCAGGUCAUGGAUCCGGAGCGGCUUGCAUUAAUUUCCUAAUGAUUUCACCCACGGUAAUGCCAGGACUCUUCCACAGAACCAUCCUUUUAUCUGGAUCUGCACUGUCUUCUUGGGCUUUGGUGGAAGAUCCCGUGAACUACGCCGUGAAGUUAGCUAAGGAAGUUAACUGUUCGAUACCAGACGACGUCGGUAAAGACCACGAGGCGAUAGUCGACUGUCUGAGAGAGACGUCAUUGGGAGAAUUACUCCAAGCCGAUGUGACGCCUCCAGCUUACCUCAGCGCCUUCGGACCUAGUGUUGAUGGAGUUGUCAUCAAGGCUGACUUCGCUAAGGAACUGGUUACCUACUUCAAGCCUCAGGACCUGCAGAACUUCGUAGGGCCAGUAAAUGCCAACAUGAAAAGGAGCGAGGCUAGUUUAACGCCUAGAGGAAGCAACCCCUACGAUCUCCUCUUUGGUGUAGUGACUAGUGAGGCGCUUUGGAGGUUUUCCUCUAACGACAUAACUGCGGGUUUCGAGGGGGAGCGAAGAGACAAAAUUAUUAGGACUUACGUGAGGAAUGCGUAUACGUAUCAUUUGAGUGAGAUCUUCUUUACGGUCGUUAACGAGUACACGGACUGGGAGAGGACAGUGCAGCAUCCCAUUAAUACUAGAGACGCAGCUGUAGCUGCUUUGAGUGACGCGCAGUUCGUAGCGCCUUUAGUGCAAACGGGAGACAUGUUGAGUGCGAAACCUCCACAACCUGGCCAGGAACCCAGCGGGCCAAAGACUUUCUUUUACGUGUUCGAUUAUCAGACGAAAGAUGGGGAUUAUCCACAGAGAAUGGGCACAGUACAUGGCGAAGAACUUCCUUAUAUAUUUGGUGCACCUUUAGUUGAUGGUUUCAAUCACUUCCCUAAAAACUACACACGAUCCGAGCUGGCUUUGGCGGAGUCGUUUAUAAUUUACAUCGCUAAUUUUGCUAGAACGGGGUGA
Molecule: messenger RNA, 1449 nt
Organism: Anoplophora glabripennis (Asian longhorned beetle)
Lineage: Eukaryota; Metazoa; Arthropoda; Insecta; Coleoptera; Cerambycidae
Product: neuroligin-3-like
Exons: 5
Coding region: 1-1449 (482 amino acids)
Biological process (GO): synaptic vesicle endocytosis; chemical synaptic transmission; postsynaptic membrane assembly
Cellular component (GO): cell surface; postsynaptic membrane; synapse
Molecular function (GO): neurexin family protein binding; signaling receptor activity
Source: RefSeq, a predicted model, not a curated record